CUCCGGGCUGCUUGUUCAUUGUACUGAGUCAGCGGCCAUACGCAAAUGGAUCCAGAGGAGGGCUGUGCUGUGUAGGCUGCACUCUACAUAAGCUCUCAACCUGCGGGACUGCGCGCACAUACUGCCGACUGGAGAUCGCAGGUAGCAUCUGGGGGCUUGACUUACACAUCAGAGGCUCUGAUUUGUGCUUAUUUUCACAAGGACAAGCAUAAAUCCAGGAUUGUCUGACGAGAUCUUUCAUACAUCCUCCGUUCCUGAUCUGCCCAUCGGGUGCAUAGAGCAGUACAAUGCGGCGGCUGUGCUGUUGACUAAUUGGACACCCCCUCCACCUUUUUUUUCUUCUUUUAUUUUGCUUUUUUUGCCGGUUCUUACUCAAGGAGGCACAUUUCCAAAUCAAUGAUGAAGCUCAAACCAAACCAGACCAGGACAUACGAUGGCGACGGUUUCAAGAAGAGAGCGGCAUGUCUGUGUUUCAAGAAUGAACGCGAAGAAGAGGUUCUGCUGGUCAGCAGCAGUCGGCAUCCAGACCAAUGGAUCGUCCCCGGAGGAGGGAUGGAGCCAGAGGAGGAGCCAUGUGGCGCAGCAGUGCGAGAAGUGUUUGAGGAGGUAAAUAAAUCUGUGCCCUGACUUUGUUUUAAUGUUACCGUAUAUAAGUCAAGUUUGAAAUCUAUAAAGUGAAAUAGGUUUGAAGUCUAUAGGUAAGGGUGAGA
Molecule: messenger RNA, 710 nt
Organism: Pundamilia nyererei
Lineage: Eukaryota; Metazoa; Chordata; Actinopteri; Cichliformes; Cichlidae
Gene: nudt4b
Product: nudix (nucleoside diphosphate linked moiety X)-type motif 4b
Exons: 2
Coding region: 397-627 (76 amino acids)
Biological process (GO): diadenosine pentaphosphate catabolic process; diphosphoinositol polyphosphate metabolic process; diadenosine hexaphosphate catabolic process
Cellular component (GO): cytoplasm; nucleus
Molecular function (GO): endopolyphosphatase activity; diphosphoinositol-polyphosphate diphosphatase activity; bis(5'-adenosyl)-pentaphosphatase activity
Source: RefSeq, a predicted model, not a curated record